Messenger RNA from Protopolystoma xenopodis, 261 nucleotides. The record is from the annotation of a GenBank genome assembly. Lineage: Eukaryota; Metazoa; Platyhelminthes; Monogenea; Polystomatidea; Polystomatidae.
AUGUAUGGCUUGUCUUGGUUCGUUUGGUGCAAUCCUCCUUCAUAUCGCCAAAAUCUGAGGCCUGCCUGCCAAUUUGGCCCCUCCUCUUCCGCUUUUCCCUAUCGUGACUUGCAUCUUUCUGGGCUUUUCUUUUUUCCCUUUUUUUGGCACGCCCAAAAGCCCAGCCGAACCAAUGACCGAAGAGAGUGGGAAAUUUUGGCCCAAAACAUGUGGGUCGGCUUCACAACAGUCAUCCCCGGCCUAAUAGACCUGCAGCCUUAG